This is a messenger RNA of Marmota flaviventris (yellow-bellied marmot), 461 nucleotides long. It is a transcript of the gene Bglap, whose product is annotated as bone gamma-carboxyglutamate protein. Gene Ontology annotation, molecular function: calcium ion binding; structural constituent of bone; hydroxyapatite binding. Gene Ontology annotation, biological process: regulation of bone mineralization; bone development; osteoblast differentiation. The record is from RefSeq and is a predicted model, not a curated record. NCBI's taxonomy places the organism in Eukaryota, Metazoa, Chordata, Mammalia, Rodentia, Sciuridae. Gene Ontology annotation, cellular component: extracellular region.
CCUGACAGUGCCAACGGACACCAUGAGGACCCUCACACUGCUUGCCCUGCUGGCCCUGGCUGCACUCUGCCUCGCUGGUCGGGCAGAUGCGAAGCCCAGUGGUGCAGAGUCUGGCAAAGAUACAGCCUUCAUGUCCAAGCAGGAGGGCAACAAGGUGGUGAAAAGACCCAGGCGCUUCGUGGACAAUGGGCUGGGAGCCCCAGCUCCCUACCCGGAUCCCCUGGAGCCCAAGAGGGAGGUGUGUGAGCUCAACCCGAACUGUGACGAGCUGGCUGAUCACAUCGGCUUCCAGGACGCCUACCAGCGCUUCUACGGGACCCCAGCCUAGGUGUCUGUGCUGGCCGUGGCAGCCCUGCUCUGGCUCUGCGCCAGGACUCCUCCCUCGCCUCCCCCUCGGUCCCUCUGCCCUGCCAGUGUGGGCAUCCCAGCUGGUCCAAAAUAAAGUCCAGAGGAGGAAUUGA